Messenger RNA from Diplodia corticola, 1500 nucleotides. RefSeq names its product mfs git1p-like glycerophosphoinositol permease. The transcript has 4 exons. The record is from RefSeq and is a predicted model, not a curated record. NCBI's taxonomy places the organism in Eukaryota, Fungi, Ascomycota, Dothideomycetes, Botryosphaeriales, Botryosphaeriaceae. Gene Ontology annotation, cellular component: plasma membrane. The coding region runs from base 1 to 1500 and encodes 499 amino acids. Gene Ontology annotation, molecular function: carboxylic acid transmembrane transporter activity. Gene Ontology annotation, biological process: carboxylic acid transport; transmembrane transport.
AUGCAACCGCACAUUGCUGUUUCGGAGAACCGUGACCCUACAUCGGCAGAGCUCGACGAGAAGGCGCAAAUCUCAGGCACAGUGGCGGGUGUUGACGACCCAAAUAGCCCCUCUCUUGAAGAUGCUAGCGUCGCGAGGAAAAGUGCACGCACAACAACCUUCUUCGCAGUAGCCGGCUGCACAGCAGCGAACUUCUCCGACGGCUACCAGCAACAGAUCGCCAGCAACGUCAAUGUCAUCCUCAAGCACAUGUACGGCUCAGCGUACACUGCGGCAGAUCAAACGCGAAUUUCGGACUCUCUCAUUGUAGGACAAAUCCUGGGCAUCAUCCUGUUAGGAUUCAUCACGGAUGGCUGGUCCAGAAAGGCCGGUAUGGUCUUUACCUCGUCCUUGGUCGUCGUUGGGAGUUUGAUGGCGACGUUGGCGUUGAAGGUCCAACAUCUUGGCGUGGAUAACAUGCUUUGGUACCUUACGAUAGCCCGGGGCAUCGCUGGCGUUGGAGUUGGAGGCGAGUUCCCUGCGGGAGCUACUGCUGCUUGUGAAGGCAUGGAAGAUUACAACCCAGCAAAGCGCGGCCCCAUCUUCGUCUGCGCGACCACCUUCAUCACUUGCUGGGGAGGCCCGGUAUGCAUCUUUGUGUACCUGAUGACGCUGAUAGGGUCCAACAACGACCUCACGACGGCGUACAUCUCGGUCAACACCAUCUCGAUCCUCCUGCCGUUUCUCGUUUUCCUCUUCCGCCUGCGCAUGGAAGAUUCCAAACUCUUCCGUCGUUCCAAUUUCAAAUCGACCAAGACGGUUUCGAUUCCUUUGCGCCUCAUCCUCAAGAGGUAUUGGCUUCGGCUCGCAGGCACUGGCGGGGCCUUCUUCAUCUACGACUUUGUAAACUUCCCCAACAGCAUCAUGAGCAGCACCAUCAUCAACUCUCUCGUUCCCGGCAAGGCGCUGCAGACCGUAGCCCUUUGGCAGCUGAUCCUCGCCUUGAUGACGCUUCCAGGUGUCUUCGUCGGCAUCUUCCUUGUCAACCGCCUCGGCCGCCGCUGGACGGGCAUCCUCGGCUUUGGCGGCUACCUGCUCAUCGGACUGAUCGUCGGCUGCUCAUUCGCGGAGAUCUCGAAGGUUAUCCCCGCGUUCGUUGUCAUGUAUGGGCUAAUGCAGAGCCUGGGCCACAUGGGUCCCGGUGCGACACUCGGUUUGGUGUCGACGGAGUCGUACCCUACAGCCAUUCGUGGCGUCUGCUACGCCAUCUCAGCAGCUCUUGGCAAGGCUGGCGCGGCCGUGGGCACAGAAGUGUUUACGCCCAUCAAAGAGAAUCUUGGUCAGCGCUGGACCUUUUUCUUCGCUGCGAUUUUUGGUGCCAUCGGAAUGGUGGUGUAUUGGUUCUUGAUCGAGGACAUGACUGAAGCAGAUCUCCUGGCUGAAGACAAGGCUUUCGAGUUGUAUCUGCGAGAGAAUGGGUGGGACGGCAAAAUGCUGGAGAAGGCCCAAGAAACAGAAUGA